AUGUAUAAAUAUAACAAAUUGCUAGAUAUAAUCCUUUUGGGGAUAAUUGUAUAUCAUCUGUUAAUAUCACCUUAUACCAAGGUGGAAGAAUCAUUUAAUAUUCAAGCAAUUCAUGAUAUAAUUAACUAUGGGGUAUUUCCACAGGAGAAUGUCUCAUAUAACUACGACCAUAACAAUUUUCCUGGUUCAGUACCUCGGACUUUCGUUGGAAGUUUAGUGAUAGCAGGAUUUGUCAAGGUUAUUCAAUCAUUCACUUCAUUGGUCGGUAUUAAUAAACUAAUUUCGAAGGAUCAAAGCCAACUUGAUGUUCAAAUACUUGUGAGAUGUGUAUUAGGGUUUGCUAACGGGUUUGCAUUUAUGAAAAUACGUGAUAGUAUCAAUCAAAUAGCAUUGCGUGACAGGAUUUCAAAAAGUAGGGGUCUGAUUGGAUUUUGGUUCAUGAUACUACUCAUUUCACAAUUUCACAUAUUGUACUAUUCGUCUCGUACCUUACCCAACUUUAUUGCAUUGCCGUUGGUAUCCUACGCUAUAAGUAAGAUUAUCGUUGGCGAUAUGUCUGGUUUGACGUGGAUGUCUUUUACAGGUAUCGUUUUCCGUUUAGAAAUUGGAUUAUUUGGGGUCAUUAUUGCGCUAGUCUCGCCCAUUAUUUUCGGCCAGAGUGAUCUAUUUCUUAAUUUCGUUAUGUUAUUUGUGGGUACGCUUGUUGGACUUAUAACUACGUUCACUAUCGAUUCAUACUUUUGGGGUUAUUGGCUUAUUCCUGAAUUAGUAUCCUUCAAAUUCAAUAUUAUUUCUGGUAAAUCAGCCGAAUGGGGUACAGAGCCGUGGGCAGCUUAUUUUAAUAAGUACAUUUGGCAGAUAUUUAGACCACCAAUUAUUUUAAUCCUUGCAUUACCAGGUUUGAUGAAUGAUCCAGCGGAUGAUAAAAUUUCUACUGCUUCGAUCAGUAAAGUACCUAAUAAGAAAAAAAUUGAAGUGACACAUCCUGCUAAAAAUUCUUUACGUAUUUUAUCCGUUUCUUCCUUACUUUUUAUUAUUGCCAUGUCAUUCCAACCACAUAAAGAAUGGAGGUUUAUAAUUUACGUCAUACCCAUUUUGACAUUAUUGGCUGCUAAUGGAUUUUCUAAUAUAUCUAUUAAGUGGUCCACCUCAAUUUUCAAUAAGCUUUUAAUAUUGAUCUGCAUGGCAUUUAUGCUAAUUGGCAUUUUAUUAUCAGCUAUCAUGGGGUAUGUCUCUAGCUUCAAUUAUCCAGGAGGAGAUGCAUUAUUAUUUGUUAAUAGGUAUAUGAACGAAAGUAAAGGUCAAAAUUUUUUCGUUCAUAUGGAUGUUGCAUCUUGCAUGUCUGGUAUCAACAGGUUUGGAGAAAUUCAUAAUAAUUCGGCUAUAAAAUACGAUAAGACUGAAGAUGAAUUUGAUUUGUUGACUGUCUGGAAUGACAUUGAUAUUUUAAUUACAGAAGUUAACCUAAAUGAAAUGGACACGGUACAUGCAAGUUCAAAACUCACCUACAAUUCUAAUAACUGGAAGACUAUAUACGUCUCUGAUACAUUUAAAGGUAUUUCAAUAAUUCCAAUAAUCCAGUUGGUAAAAGAACAGAGAGCAAAUUCUUACACAAUCCCAGCUUUGCUUACUCAAAUUGUCGAUGAACUCAUUCAUAUCAAGUUUUGUACUUUGAGGAAUCUUAUACAUUCUAUGGUAAUUACUACUGAUUAUUUAUAUGUCUACGAAAGGGUGUCUCCUGACGAAGGGUUAGACGAAUUGAUCGAGGAGUUGAAAGUUCAAAUCCCUUAUAGGUCGAUGGAAAAUGACAAUUUUGAUCUUAAAGAAGUUGAUUUAAAUGAUCUAGGAGAAAAUAUAAAUGACGAAAUCAAUAUGUUGGAAAAAGAAUUUACGGCUUGA
This is a messenger RNA of Debaryomyces fabryi, 1899 nucleotides long. RefSeq names its product dolichyl-P-Man:Man(7)GlcNAc(2)-PP-dolichol alpha-1,6-mannosyltransferase (gene ECM39). The transcript has a single exon. The coding region runs from base 1 to 1899 and encodes 632 amino acids. Gene Ontology annotation, molecular function: alpha-1,6-mannosyltransferase activity. The record is from RefSeq and is a predicted model, not a curated record. Gene Ontology annotation, cellular component: endoplasmic reticulum membrane. Gene Ontology annotation, biological process: protein N-linked glycosylation. Lineage: Eukaryota; Fungi; Ascomycota; Pichiomycetes; Serinales; Debaryomycetaceae.